GGGAGUUUUUCUCGCUCUGUUAUUUGGAGUCUGUUGGGAAACCGCGUUUAACUCGCGCUUUGCGCCCUGCGUGCUCUUCGCUAGAGGCUUGCUCGGUUCGGGGGGUGAAGCGUUGGUUUGUGUUUAGAGUUCAGAUCGUACAGAUGGUUUUCGCUGAGGUGCCUUUAAAUUCUUUGUGAUGAAAGGUGAGCGCUUCUGCAACAGAAAGGGCUGAGCUGGAGCCGUGGGUGCUGCGGCCGCCUGCAGGCACCCGGGGCAGAAGGGCGGGGGAAGGCUGAGCUGGGUGGAAUUUCCUUCUCUGAUCCUUCGGGUUACUUGGAGUUAUAAGGCUGAAUGCUUGUUGUGUUAAACCGUGGUGCAGAGUGCGUGCACCUCCCCAGGAAAGCAGGAUGCUGUCCCUGCUGCGCCUUUGCUCUGCUUGAGGCUGCAGCCAGUGCCGAGCUCCAACAAUUGCUUCGGCCAUUUUUGACGGAUACAGAAAUUCCUAAGGAGUUCCAUGCUGGAAAAUCAGGUCACAGCUCCAUCAUCUCCUUAAGCUCUCCUGUUCCUGAGCCUCUCUUGGGAGAAAUAAGCCAUGAGGUCGACCAGGUCAGCAGCUGGGAACACCACUUGUUUGAUUUUGGGCUGGCUCAGCUCCCUGGUGUGAUAGCACGGGGUCCUCACUGUGGGCCCUUCAGCACCCCGGUGGGCAUCCACCCAGGUGGGCGCAGUUCUGGAUGCUCGCAUUACUGGGUGAGCAUUGCGGCCUCCUGACAUCUUGGUGAGUUUCUGCAGCUCCAAGAAUGCUGCUUCUUAAUCCUGCCCUCCAUACGAGAUCACUAUUUGUGUACACAGCCAUGGGGCACAAAAACAAGGCAUCUCCUUGCUGAAAUCCUGAUGCUUUCCAAACAACUUUCUCCUCCUGUGUGCUGCAUAGCUGGAUGUAAUGGUACGAGUGCUUCUUAAGUUCCUAACAACAACAGAUCAAUCUGAAAUCACCAGAAAUACCUAAAAACGAGAAAAGGAGGUUGAGAGGUGAGAAAGUAGUGAUUUUUAUGCCUGAUGAGUUUUCUGAUGCUUUGUGCUGGUUUGUAUAUGCUGUGAGGGUGUUUUUUGACCUGUGUACCUCUUUACUGCUGAGUGUUGCCUUUGCUGGGCAGGUUGCUUUCUCACUGGAAAUGAAACUGAACAGAAUUUAGCUGUUUUUGUGUUGUUUUUUUUUUUUAAGUAUGAGAUAGACUGAAGUUAACUUCUGAUGUGAUUUUUCAAGUUCUGAACAACUCCAGGGUAAUUGCUGGGGUUAGGUGCAUACAACAGCUAGCUGUGAUCUCAAAAAUGACACCCUAAAUGAACUUGUUUAAUCUUUCAGCAGAAAAGAAACAACUGUUCUGAAGUAUGGGAUGAGAGCAGCACCAGAACAUCCUUCCCUGAAAGUUGGAGGAAAAGUGCACUCAUCUGAGAAUGAAUAAAAACAACCUGACAAAUGCCCAUUCCUACAUGUGCUCUGUGUAAUAAUGAGUUGAUCUCUCCAGCCCACCUGUGGAGCUAUUGCAGCUCCUGGUAUGCGGAGGAGUUGGGAGUGCACAGUCCCAAACCAGCCCUGUGCAGAGGCCUCUGCUUUAAGUUCUCCCUGGUGCUGCUCCCUGGGAGCCCGUUGCACCUUUGAGGCUGUGCACCUACAGGCAUUGCUCACAGUGCCAGCUGCAUCUUCACCAGCUUCCCAGAGAGCUGAGCAGGUGUGGCUGGUGGGCCACUGCUGUGUCGGCAGCCCGGUUGGCAGCUGAGCAACGACCUGGGUUCACCCACCAUGCCUCACGUGCUGCUUCCAUCCCACCAGGCACAGAUAGCUUAUCUUGAGGAGUUUGACCGUUACUAUUCCUUGACCAAACUCAUGUCCAUCUACCAAGCAACCAACAGGACCGCCUUCAACUGGACAGACAGCCGCAUUGUGGAGUGGGAGAAGUUUGCGGAGCUGGCUCGAUACGAGCCAGAAUCCCAGAAACCAACUGUGAAGGCUCUCCUGAUCGUGGUGUACUCAGUGAUUAUCAUCAUGUCUCUCUUUGGGAACGUGCUGGUGUGCCAUGUGGUGCUGAAGAACAAGAGGAUGCACUCGGCCACCAGCCUGUUCAUCGUCAACCUGGCUGUGUCUGACAUCAUGAUCACACUGCUCAACACGCCCUUCACUCUGGUUCGGUUUGUGAACAGCACCUGGAUCUUUGGGAAGGCGAUGUGCCAUGUCAGCCGCUUCGUGCAGUACUGCUCACUGCACGUCUCCACGCUCACUCUGACAGCCAUCGCCCUGGACAGGCACCAGGUCAUUCUGAACCCACUCAAGCAAAGGAUGUCUCUGACAAAAGGAGCACUGAGCAUCGCUGUGAUCUGGCUGCUGGCUGCCUGCUUCUCCCUGCCCCAUGCCAUCUACCAGAAGCUCUUCCAGUACAACUACAGGGAAGCCACCGUGCGGAGCCUAUGCCUCCCGGAUUUCCCUGAGCCUGCAGAGCUGGUCUGGAAGUACCUGGACCUGUCCACCUUCCUGCUUCUCUACCUGCUGCCGCUGCUCGUCAUCACCGCCACCUACACGCGCCUGGCCAAGAAGCUGUGGCUGCGCAAUGCCAUCGGUGACGUCACCACGCAGCAGUACGUCGCCCACCACAGGAACAAGAAGAAGAGCAUCAAGAUGCUGGUGCUGGUUGUGGUGGUCUUCGCUGUCUGCUGGUUUCCCCUCAACUGCUACGUGGUGCUCAUCUCCAGCCUGGGCAUCAAGACCAACAACUCGCUCUACUUUGCCCUGCACUGGUUUGCUAUGAGCAGCACCUGCUACAAUCCCUUCAUUUACUGCUGGCUGAAUGAGAGCUUCCGUGCGGAGCUCAGAGCCCUGCUGUGCAUGUGCCAGCACACAGCUCAGCCGUGCAGCGCCGUGCAGCCGCCCCUGGCCGCGUCCUGCCGCGAGGCCUGGGGGGAGCGAGCUGGGUGCACGAAGGGGCCCUCAUCAAAUAGCGUUUGCUCCGCUGUGCUCAUCCCGACAGCCAACACUGACCUGUGAGCAAGGGUGGCAAUGGACGGAGUUUGGCACACGUCUGAAAGAAGGACCCUUGUAGCAGGUGAACCUCAUCCAUAGGGAUUCCCCCAGGUAAUUCAUACUAAAGCCUCCCAGCUGAGUGCAGGUGUAGCAGAAAUGCUAACUCAGGGCUUGAAGAAGUGAUGCAGCACCUGGUGGGAAGGCAGGGCCAACCGGGGGAGCUCAAGUCAAACAGUGCCACUGAGUGGUGGAAGGGAUGGAUCCAGGAUCCACUCCUGCCCAGACCUCAUUUAAGGGCUGGCAGUGGAGGUGAGGGUAUCUCUCUGGAGAUCCCUGUGUACUUGAGGCCUUGUAAAGGUAAACAGCUUUUUUUCUGUAGAUUCUGCAUCCAGGGCUGCUGCACUUGGGCUUAUCCUAGCUUGCUGCAGCCAAAGUCUUUGCUACCCUGCUAAGAUUGCAUUAUAGCAUUACAGCAGGGUAAGGGGAAGUCAGCGGUGGGUGUCACACUGAGUCCUGCUGCUCCUCCUGCCCUGGUCCCAGCCCAGGCUGUGUGCUGGUGGAGCAGAGCACUGUAUUGGGGCUGUAGAGCUCCAUCUCUAUGUCAGACCUCAUGUCAUUUGGUUCACUGAGAAUUUAUUUUAAUUUCUGUUAAAUUACAUUGCAAACAAACCUACAGGCACUGAAUUAAAGGCCACAAAAUAAUUCAUCAGGGCUGUAGCAUUCACCAACUGGAGAAUUAAAUAAUUCUAGAUAAUUACUAAUUGUUCUGGAAGAGAUUCAUUGAGGCAACUGAAUUGAAUCACAGUUAAAGGGGAGGCUUUCUACAGUUUUGAGAAGAAUAGCUUGAUUUAGCUGUACUUGGGAGGUAAAUGGAGAAAAGAAGACAAUAAAGGAAAGAGAGGAAAAAAAUACAGAGAGACAAAAGAUAUCAAAGCAGACAGAAACCAGAUUUGCUGUGUGACUUUGCUUGCAGUGUGAAACAGAGGCACUGAGAAGCAGUGCUCCUGCCUGGCCAUGAUGCCCCUUCCCAUCGCACUGCUCCUCAGAAGCUGCAUGGGGGCUGCAGGAGCCAUUUCUGCCUGCACAUUUCCAGGUUGUGCUUGGGUGAGGGGUUGCUCAGCUGUAGAAGGCUGCUGCUAAGCUUCUCCAGUAUGUUCUUACAGGAGCCCUUAAGAAAACAAGGUUUACUCCCUAUUUGUCAAUAGGUAAUGGGGUUCAGGCCAGGUGAUAAGCAAAAGAAAAGGUACCCAGUGCCUAGUGCUGUAGCAGUGGUGCUAAGUGAACCUUGAGAACAGCCUUCAUUGGGUAAUGAGCAGGCAAGGGCUCAGUGACCCACAGAGUUGUUUGCUGCUCAUGGCUGUUCAGCUGAUUCUGAUACCCAUUGGCAUCACCUAUGGAUUGCAGUUUGGCAUUCACCUGGAAUUUCAACCUGGAGGAGCACAUCUCUUAUGGGCUGUUUAUAUUGUCCUGGCCAAAAAUACCCACAAAAGCGAAUGUUUCCCAAAGAAACAAUAGAAAAUGGAAAGCUACAUCCUGUCCCCGAAAGCAUUCUGUAGCAGCACAGGAGCUGGAAUGGGAAUGGCAUACUGGCACUGGCUCAUGCAAGGCUCCCAAUGCAGCCUGCAGCCAUCAAGGGCACUGGCAGAGCCAGCUUGGUGCUGGGUCCCACCUGGAGAUGGUGCUGGGCCAGCGUGCAGCAAAACAAGCUGCCUUUGGUUCUGGUCACAGAGAGCUUAAAAAGCAUGGCUAUGUGGCGGGGGGGACCCAGACACCUGCAGAGCACUGUAAGAGCAUAAGGCUGCUCCAAUCCUGUGUUCCUCAAGGCAGGAAUUUCAGACAUACACCCACAGGCUGCUGCUGCUGAUGGGCUGAUGUUUGUUACGCGCUGCUUUGACCCCUGAAGGGUCAAAGAAAUCCCACAGAAAUGUGCUGCCCCAAGGCAGAGGUCCCUUAAACCAAAUCUAAAUGUCCAACUUGAUCCCAGUGUGCAUAAAGCAUUGUGUGCACAGUGAGAAGAUGAGCUCUGUCUUUUCAUGUUUUCUUUCAACGUUCUUCUAGCUCAGGCUUUGAUGAAAUAACCAUGGCAACAGUAGGAACUCUGAUCAUUUCAUGAGAAAUAUUAAGCUAUGGCUCUCGCUGUAAUUCUGAAAUGAAAGCUGCUGUGCUGCAGACUAAUUCUGGAGUAUGAGCUGACCCUGGGACUGGAUACCACCCUGAGGCUGUUUUGCAGGGCGGAUGGGCAGAGGAUUUCAGUAUUGGAUAUUCAGCACUGAGACUGCAGUCCCUCGGACAGAGCCCCCUCAGAGCCCUGCCUGGUGCUGGCACUGCUGUCAGCCAUGCAGGCAUCAGAAGUCUCUUAGAAAGAUCUGAAGCUGAGUCCAUCUGUGAGAUUUAUUAGUGUUCUUUUUUUGUCUUUCCUUUCUUUAAAUGGCUUUGUGAUCUUUCUCUGGAGGAACUGAAGAUCUCAGUCCAAGCAGCAGGUCUCAGCUCAUGCCUUGGUCUCCUGCCAGUCCCCUGCCACGCACAUGGCUGUCUCUUGCUGUG
Molecule: messenger RNA, 5542 nt
Organism: Lagopus leucura (white-tailed ptarmigan)
Lineage: Eukaryota; Metazoa; Chordata; Aves; Galliformes; Phasianidae
Product: probable G-protein coupled receptor 83
Exons: 4
Coding region: 1787-3022 (411 amino acids)
Biological process (GO): neuropeptide signaling pathway
Cellular component (GO): membrane
Molecular function (GO): neuropeptide Y receptor activity
Source: RefSeq, a predicted model, not a curated record